AUGUCUGACACAGAAUCGUCCCAUCAGAACGCGUACACUAAAGAUGCCGUAACAUCCAAACAUGAUCCGGAAGCAACACUGAAAUCGAUCGUUAUCCAAGGUAAGGAUCUCACUUUAGAACAAUUGGUACAAGUUGCUCGACAUUACUGCAAUGCUGAAUUAUCGACUGACGUCAGUAUCUGUAGUCGAAUGGAAGAAUCGGUCGCCAUCAUUGAUGAGAUUGUAAAUGGAUCACAACCUCUUUAUGGAGUUACGAGCUUGUUUGGCGGUCUUGCUAAUCGACUUGUAUGCAGGGAAUUUGCGGAAGAAUUACAAAAUAAUUUGGUUCGUGCUCAUAAAACUGGCGCUGGUUCCAUUAUGCCACUGGAGGCGAUUAGAGCAGCCAUGAUUUUACGGGUCAACGCUCAUCUUAUUGGUGCUUCUGGAAUCCGUCAAUUGUGGGACGAGCGAUUAGUACGAUUCGUGUCAGAAGGAGUGACUCCGCUGGUUCCCGAGUUUGGUUCAAUAGGAGCAUCUGGUGAUCUUGUUCCGUUAUCUUAUAUUGCCUCUGCUAUUUCGGGUCAAGACGAAACACUUCGUGUCGAUUUUCGAGGUGAAAUAAUCAGUGCGCCUGAAGCUUUACUUAGACUUGGAUAUAAACCGAAACGAUUUCUUCCGAAAGAAGGUUUAGCUAUGUUGAAUGGAACUAGUGUUAUGACAGCGUCAGCUUCAUUGGCCUGUUAUGAUCUUUAUACAUUGAUGGCUGCUACUCUUCACGUCCACGCCAUGGUUCUUCAAGCACUGACUGGUAGUAACCAACCAUUUCAUCCAUUUCUACAGAAAAUCAAAGGCCAUCAGGGACAGGUAAAUAAUAAAAAUUUCGACGUCAAUCUAUUAGAUAGCCAGAUAAGUUAUGAUAGUUUUCGCAAAAACUUUGAAGGAUUGUUUUAG
Adineta steineri is the source of this 930-nucleotide messenger RNA. Lineage: Eukaryota; Metazoa; Rotifera; Eurotatoria; Adinetida; Adinetidae. The record is from the annotation of a GenBank genome assembly.